This is a messenger RNA of Helianthus annuus (common sunflower), 912 nucleotides long. Its product is annotated as glutamate receptor 1.4. Gene Ontology annotation, molecular function: signaling receptor activity; ligand-gated monoatomic ion channel activity. The record is from RefSeq and is a predicted model, not a curated record. The transcript has 3 exons. The coding region runs from base 22 to 834 and encodes 270 amino acids. NCBI's taxonomy places the organism in Eukaryota, Viridiplantae, Streptophyta, Magnoliopsida, Asterales, Asteraceae. Gene Ontology annotation, cellular component: plasma membrane.
AAAGAUCUGCUACAAAAGAAUAUGUUCUUUCCCACAAAAAUCUCAUCUUCAAGUGUUCCCAUUCUAAUUUAUAUUCAGUUCAAACUACCUGGGGCUUUGGGAGAUCAGAGGCUGUGUAAUCUGUCAAAAUUUGUGUUGUUUGUUUGGUUACUUGUGGUACUUAUUCUGAUCUCGAGUUACACUGCAACAUUGAGUUCACUUUUAACGGUUGAACAAUUUGAGUUAGCAUCAAAGGGUGGAACCGUGGGGUUUCAUGGUGGCUCUUUUGAGGCUGGCCUUGCAGGAGUGACUGUUAGCAACUUGCAUUUUGAGGAUUAUAGGCGUAAACCGUUCUAUUCGUAUGAAGAUUAUGCAGAAGCAUUAUCAAAAGGUGGGAAGCAUGGUGGUGCCGAUGCUAUUAUUGAUGAAAUCCCUUAUAUCAAGAUGUUUCUUUCCAAGUACUCUAGUGAUGAUUACGCAAUGAUUUCAUCUGUACCUUCUACUUCUGGUUUUGCUUUCAUCUUCCAAAAAGGAUCGCCUUUGGUUACAGAUAUGUCGAGACAAAUUGCCAAAAUAAGGGAAGACGGAACUUUGAGAAUUCUGGAGAAGAAGUGGUUUGAGAAACAGUCUCUAUCAUCUCAAACUCCUCCACAAACGCCACAAGCCUUGAGUUUUCGUAGGUUUAAAGGUUUGUUUCUUGUUAGUGGAAGCUCUUCAGCGUUCGCCCUACUGAUAUCCGUCGUUUACUUACUUCGAGCAAAACUGGAGGUCCAGCGGAUCAUUGCUUUCAUGAUGCAACCAAAUUUAAUGGCUGCUUUGAGGUAUCUCUUAUUUCGAAAUGUCAUUAGGAUGUAGAGACCUAUUUGGAGGAGGAACAAUUGAUCAAUUUAUUUAAUUUUAAGUGUAACGGAUCCUUUUUUUUUUGAUUGAAAU